Molecule: messenger RNA, 739 nt
Organism: Frankliniella occidentalis (western flower thrips)
Lineage: Eukaryota; Metazoa; Arthropoda; Insecta; Thysanoptera; Thripidae
Product: bolA-like protein 3
Exons: 5
Coding region: 164-475 (103 amino acids)
Source: RefSeq, a predicted model, not a curated record
CUCCCACCCUUCCUUCCUUCUUCGAACUGUUCUUCUUGUAAAGUUCAAAGCAAAACCAAACCCAAACCGGUCAUGUUUUCUUUGACAUAAUUUCAAAUUUAAAGCACUGGAAAGGUGAUGACAGUUCUAUAAAUCUUCUUCUAUCUUUACGCCUCAUAGAACAAUGUUUUCAAGGAUAAGCGCUCUAGUGUCCCAUAGACAGUAUUUUUUUACCCAAAUACUUGCUAGAGGAUGUUCAACAAACUCUGGUGAAGGGAAAAUAAAAAGCAUUCUUCAACAGAAAUUCCCUAAAGCCAAAGUGAUUGAAGUAGUAGACAUAUCAGGUGGCUGUGGUGCAAUGUAUGAUAUCACUGUAGAAGCUCCAGAAUUAAAGGGCCUAAACAUUGUCAAGCAGCACAGGAUGGUCAAUGAGGCUUUGAAAGAAGAAAUUAAAGAUAUGCAUGGCUUAAGGAUCAAUACUUCAGUUCCUUCAUGACUUCCUUAUCAUGUAAUAUAAUUGCCAAAGAAAAUGAAUAACAUCCAUUUAAUCAGCUGCUGUAUAUCGGCACAUAUAUACAACAAAAAUGUCACAUGCACUCAGCAAGAAGCAAACAAGUCCACAAUACAGGAAAUGAACAACUCCACAGAAAAUGCUAACAAUAUUCAUGGAACAUCAGCUGUUUAUCACUGGAAAAUGUCACAAUGUUUACAAUGGAUUAGAUUUCAAUAUAAUAAAAAUUAAAAAAAAGAAAACACAAUA